Sinocyclocheilus rhinocerous is the source of this 3016-nucleotide messenger RNA. Its product is annotated as ras-related protein Rab-5B-like. The record is from RefSeq and is a predicted model, not a curated record. The coding region runs from base 237 to 881 and encodes 214 amino acids. NCBI's taxonomy places the organism in Eukaryota, Metazoa, Chordata, Actinopteri, Cypriniformes, Cyprinidae. The transcript has 6 exons. Gene Ontology annotation, molecular function: GTPase activity; GTP binding.
UUGCUCACUGCGCAUGCGCGGAUGUGCGGAAGUGCUUGCAGACCGAUAGCCAGCUGAUAGAUCAACAACCGAACAGCCACCACGAAAACAGCCGCGACUGGCAACAACAGCAUCACAGUCUGACAGCUGUCCUCACAGCUUAAAAAGUCUCCAGUACUUAAAAAAACAAAACUUGACUGUUUUAAGUUGCUGCUUUUAAAGACGCUGUCAGGGAGGACGGCCACCCUUCCUACAUCAUGAGCACUCGUGGGACCAGCAGGGCCAAUGGAAGCCUACCGCAGACCAAGAUCUGCCAGUUCAAAUUGGUGCUGCUGGGAGACAUGGCCGUAGGCAAGUCCAGCCUGGUGCUGCGCUUUGUUAAGGGCCAGUUUGAUGAGUUUCAGGAGACCACCAUUGGAGCUGCAUUCUUGGCACAGUCCGUUUGUCUGGAUGACACUACAGUGAAGUUUGAGAUUUGGGACACGGCUGGACAGGAACGCUACCACAGCUUGGCCCCUAUGUACUACCGUGGAGCCCAGGCGGCUAUUGUAGUUUUUGACAUCACCAAGCCUGAAACAUUCGAGCGAGCAAAGGCUUGGGUGAAAGAGCUGCAGCGGCAGGCCAGUCCCAACAUUGUCAUUGCUCUCGCAGGAAACAAGGCUGACCUAGCAGACAAGAGACUUGUGGAUUAUGAGGAAGCCCAGACAUAUGCUGAAGACACGGGCUUACUUUUCAUGGAAACAUCUGCCAAGACUGCAAUGAAUGUAAACGAGUUGUUCCUGGCCAUUGCAAAAAAGAUGCCAAAAACAGACUCCCAAAACCCCACGCAUGCUGCCCGACACAGGGGGGUAAACCUUCAGGACCCAGAUGCACAGUCCACUCGAAGCUGCUGUGGGAACUAAAGGCCUGUCAACACUCCACCACGGGAGACCACCGACACCUGCUCCUUCCCAAAAUCCCACCCUUUACCCUUUCACCUCCUAAGACGGAUACAGAAAGAAAUAGAAGGAUAGAGGAAUAACAGAAAGAGAUUGAGGAAAAAUCCCUCAGUGAUGCCAUAAAGAGAUUUUCAAGGAAGACUUCUGAUGGACAGGGCAGAAAGCGAACGGACGAUGGACACUGUCAUAUCUGGCAGUAAAUACGGAUUCUGUAUUUAUUUAAGUCUACAAUAAUUUCAGCCUCUGUUCAUUUUCAUUAUGCAAGCACCAGGGUUUCACCCAAAGAGAAAAGAGAUUGGCAAAGAGAUACAGGAACACAGAAGAAUCACAAUGAACAGAAGAAUUAUUUAAUCGACAAAUCCCGUUCUCAGUCCUAGAAUGAACCGAGAUGGUCCAUAAAGCCCCUUUAAAAUAGCUGGAAGUCUUCAAGCGAAAUCUACACUGAGUAUCCGUAUGCUCUGGGCUCUCCCAUUCUGAUCCCAACUCUGACACUGGAAGGAAGUCAGCACCUUAACCUAAGCUAACCCUUGCAAUUCUCCAACCAUGAGCCACAUCUAAUAAAUUUUUCAACUACAAAAGGAACACUGAAGCAGAAGUUAUUCAUUCACCCUGACCUUGUUUUCUUCAGCCUCCAGCUUUAUUUAUUACCUUUGUUCGAACUGGUCUCCCUUACGUAGCUCGUCAUUCAUCUUAGACCCAAAAAGUAUUGAAGAACACCAAUGUUGUCUUCCCUAUCCCAUUUCCUUCUCCCGACCACAUUGAUCUUGAAGUUCAGUGUUGAAGUUCACGAAACAACAGCAAGCUCUACGAUGCCUUCUCUACGUUCUCGUCGCUUUGUGUAAACUACUGUUUAAGAAACAAUCGACAAAUCAUUCACAACACACUGGCAGAAACCAGAUGACCGUAGAUGAUCGUAAACCAUUUCGCUUCACGAGUAAUCGCAGAAUAACGCACAUUGAUUCUUCUGGACUAGGAAGUCAUGCAAUACUAGGCCAAUGUCUCAGUAUGUGUUAUUAAAAAGCAACAAAAAUAUUCAAGCACCCACAAAUCAACAACGUGAAUGAUUUAGCAACCAUUGUUGUGCGAUAUGCCGGGACGGCAAAUAGCAGCAAGGGAAAUUUUGGUCCACAAAGCCCCUGAAAAAGUGGGAAAAAAAAGAAGUGCCUACUCCGUUUUUUCCGUGUUCUUUGUUUUGGGCUUGUUUGAGGUCGUCAGACCGCCGAAAAGUAGCGUUUCGAGACGGUGGCCGAAGUGUACAGGCAAAAACCUGUAAGAAUAAUUAGUUGAGCGUGUUAGUAACGGGAGUCAUUUAUGAAGUUUUGUUUUAUGAAUGCUGUUUGUUGAUGUGUAUAAAAAUGAGUUUUAUUUAAAAUUGAUUUUAGUCAGUAAUUCAAUGGGUUACCAAUACAUUUAUAUUGUCAUUUAGGGAAUUAAUUAGGUAUCAUAAUAUGGUGUCACACAGCUAGAAGUCAUUUGUCAUGUGUCUUCAGGUCCACCUUUUUUGUGGAAUAGAUCUGAUCUCCUGUUAACACCUUUGUGAACUGAAAUGUUAAAUAAAGCUGUGCUGUUCUGCUAUGAAUGAAAUGUGGCUUUAGUUUCCGUGGCUUUUCGACUAGCUUGCCAACAGUCAUUUAUGAGGAAGAAGCAUUCAACAAUUGUCCAGCUGCACCCAUGUUACGUGUCACUGUAAUAUUUACUCUUAAAGUGUCUAAACUAAAUGCCAGUAGCAGCACCAAAUUAUAUAGCAAACAUACUGACCAGACAGGUUUCCCAAAAACUCCUAGUGCUGGAUGCUAAUAGAUAGCUCUCUAGGAAUACAGUGCUGCAUUCCACACUCAGAACUUUGGAAUAUCCCCUCCUCCUGCUUGAAUAUAACCGGGAUGGCACUCCAGGUCAAACGUCCAACUUGAAAAGUCAACAGAGCAUGAUUGGAAUGGUUCGAGAUCGGAAUAUAGAAGCUUAAUCUCUAAUAUAGUGCUGGGGGAAACCCCAAAAACAAGUGAGCAUUUUUGCACAUACUCUUCCAUUGUUCUGAAGUCGAUGGGUUUUAGUUAAAUGCCUUAAAGUCUGUGGUUAACACAAGCUCAAGUUAUUUCCAC